This is a messenger RNA of Cuscuta europaea, 3442 nucleotides long. The record is from the annotation of a GenBank genome assembly. NCBI's taxonomy places the organism in Eukaryota, Viridiplantae, Streptophyta, Magnoliopsida, Solanales, Convolvulaceae.
GGAGCAGAAAGGAAAAAUAGUUUCAAAAUACUCUAAUAUUUCUGUGCCCAUUCCUGUAAAAAAGGUGAAAAGAGGGUACUCGGAAGAAAACGGGAAGAAAUGCAACAAACUGAGAUUUAUUGAUUGAAAAUAGUGAAUUUGUAGAUAGAUAGAUAAACAUAAUUCUGUCCUUUUUUCUCAUAGAUCUAAUUUGCUGUCGUUAUUUCCUCUUUGGAUCUUUGAAAUUCGGUUACAGAUCUCCAACAAAGAAUCUGCGCUGUGACGCAUUUGAAUGAUCAAGCUCAUAGGAGGCUGGAGGUAGGACCGUAGGAGGAGAGUCAAGCUACUAAUUUCUGCAACUGCCCGCACACCUGGAUCUUGUCGAGCUCUCCAGGAGCUUCACAACGGACCCAAUCAUGAAUCCAUUCUCAUCUGGCACCCGUCUCAGGGACAUGAUUCGUGCUAUACGUGCAUGCAAAACAGCAGCAGAAGAACGUGCUGUUGUGAGAAAAGAAUGUGCUGCAAUUCGAGCAGCAAUAAGUGAGAAUGAUCAAGAUUAUAUGCAUCGCAAUCUUGCGAAACUCAUGUUCAUUCACAUGCUAGGCUAUCCAACACACUUUGGUCAAAUGGAAUGCCUGAAGUUAAUUGCAUCUCCAGGAUUCCCUGAGAAAAGAAUAGGAUAUCUUGGCCUUAUGUUGCUUCUGGAUGAAAGACAAGAAGUUCUCAUGUUGGUCACUAACUCGAUAAAACAAGAUCUUAACCACACCAACCAAUAUAUUGUUGGACUUGCCCUCUGUGCAUUGGGAAAUAUUUGUUCUGCAGAAAUGGCACGCGAUCUUGCCCCAGAAGUUGAAAGAUUGCUUCAGUUUAGAGAUCCAAAUGUUCGUAAAAAAGCUGCGUUAUGCUCGAUAAGGAUUAUAAAGAAAGUUCCAGAUCUCGCAGAAAAUUUUAUAAACCCUGCAGCCUCCUUACUGAAAGAGAAGCAUCACGGAGUUCUAAUAACUGGUGUUCAGCUAUGCACAGAUCUAUGUAAAGUCAGCACAGAGGCUCUUGAACAUUUUAGGAAGAAAUCCACAGAUGGUUUAGUCAAAGUUUUAAAGGACGUCGUGAAUAGUCCUUAUGCACCCGAGUAUGAUAUAUCAGGGAUCACAGACCCUUUUCUUCAUAUAAGAUUGCUCGAGCUGUUGCGUGUCUUGGGACAAGGUGAUGCUGAUGCAAGUGAUUCUAUGAAUGAUAUUCUGGCUCAGGUAGCUACAAAAACUGAAUCCAAUAAGAAUGCUGGCAAUGCCAUUCUGUACGGAUGUGUUGCCACAAUUAUGAGCAUUGAAGAUAAUGGUGGAUUACGCGUGCUUGCUAUCAAUAUCCUGGGGAGAUUUUUAUCCAACCGUGACAAUAAUAUCAGAUAUGUGGCACUGAACAUGCUGAUGCGAGCAGUUACGGUGGAUAGUCAAGCAGUGCAGAGGCAUCGAGUAACAAUUUUAGAAUGUGUGAAGGAUUCAGACCCUUCAAUCCGCAAAAGGGCCCUUGAGCUUGUGUUUCUUCUAGUCAAUGAAAGCAAUGUAAAGCCUCUGACCAAGGAACUUAUUGAAUAUCUGGAAGUGAGUGAACCGGAUUUUAAAGGAGAUCUCACUACCAAAAUUUGCUCCAUAGUGGAGAAGUUUUACCCGGAUAAAAUUUGGUACAUCGAUCAGAUGCUCAAGGUUCUAUCUGAGGCUGGAAGUUAUGUUAAAGAUGAAGUUUGGCAUGCCCUCAUUGUGGUGAUUACCAAUGCUCCCAACCUCCAUGGAUAUGCAGUACGAUCUUUAUAUGGGGCAUUGCAAACUGCAGGAGAGCAGGAAAUUCUUGUCAGAGUUGCAGUUUGGUGCAUUGGAGAAUAUGGUGAAAUGUUGGUUUCAAAUAAAGCAAUGCUUGAUAUAGAAGAGCCUGCCACCGUAACUGAAUCUGACACAGUGGAUGUUGUAGUCGCUGCACUCACAAGCCAUUCCAGCGAUCUGACUACCCGGGCAAUGUGUCUUAUUGCUUUGUUGAAGCUUUCAAAUCGUUUUCCAUCUUGUUCUCAGAGGAUAACUGACACCAUAGCUCAAUAUAAGGGAAGUUUUGUUCUUGAACUCCAACAGAGAGCUAUGGAAUUCAACUCUAUUAUUUCCAAGUACCAGAAAAUCAGGCCCACAUUAUUAGAAAGAAUGCCAGUCUUAGAUGAAGCCACUUAUAGUGGAAGGAGGGCUGGUUCUGUGCCAGGAGCUGUUUCAACUUCACAAGGACCAUCUGUUAAAGUUCCGAAUGGAGUUGACAAACCAGUGUCUGCUCCCCUUCUUGAUUUACUUGAUCUUGGUUCAGACGAUGUCCCAGCACCUAGUUCUUCUGGUGGGGACUUCCUUCAAGAUCUUCUUGGAAUUGAUUUGUCGCCAGCUGCAACACAACCAGGUUUAAAUCACGAACAAAAGAGUGGGACUGAUGUCCUGCUUGAUCUCUUGUCCAUCGGAACUCCUCUGGCUCAAAAUAGUGGUCCAUCUCCGCCUCAAGCACUUACCACUGAAGGGAACAAUAAAAAUUCGGUAGACCUAUUGGAUAGAUUGUCCUCGCCUUUGGCACAAACUUUGUUACCUGCUAUAAAUUCUCCCAUGAUGGAUUUGUUGGAUGGGAUCUCUCCAAGUCCAUCUAUCGAAAGCAAGGAUCUGCAAUAUCCACAAAUUAUUGCUUAUGAGAGCAGCUCCUUAAAGUUAACGUUUGACUUCUCAAAGAAGCCAGAGAAUCCACAAACAACAGUGAUUAAGGCAAUUUUUACUAACAGUACGCAAAAUGUAUUCACAGACUUCAUCUUCCAGGCUGCAGUCCCAAAGUUUCUUCAACUGCAUUUGGAUCCAGCCAGCAGUAACACACUCCCUCCAAGUCACAACGGAUCAAUUACACAGAACUUAAGAGUCACAAACAGUCAACACGGCAAGAAAUCCCUUGUUAUGCGGAUAAGGAUAUGUUACAAGGCGAAUAACAAAGAUGUUUUGGAGGAAGGACAAAUCAACAACUUCCCACAAGGCUUGUAAAAGUAGUGAGAUUUUGUUGCUUUCACCUUAGUCAUUUCACUGCAGAGAAGCAUGUUUUGUAAUUUUCCAGUUUGCUGUUUUGUAAUUUUCUAGUGCAAUUAUUGAAUUGUUUUAUUCAAAUGCAAUGCGGCUUGUGCUGAUUGGGAGAUUAUCAAUUUUCCCGGGCAUUACAUGAAGAUAUAUAUCACAGAUUGCUUUUCCCUUCAAAAGUGGGCCGAUGUACAUUAUUUGGAGAGAUUCAUGUAUAACCAGCCAUUGUGAGAGUGAAGUUUUUACCAAAAGGAAUCGCGUGUCAUUUUUUGUUCAACAAUUUAGGACUGCUGUAAUCUUUGCCAGACAUGGAGGUUUAGAGCUAUUACGCAAAACUCUAAUGUAGUUUAAUUUGGAAGGAUUUGGUGGCCAGGUUCCAUGUUAUAUGUGUU